Molecule: messenger RNA, 997 nt
Organism: Prunus mume (Japanese apricot)
Lineage: Eukaryota; Viridiplantae; Streptophyta; Magnoliopsida; Rosales; Rosaceae
Product: transmembrane emp24 domain-containing protein p24delta9-like
Source: RefSeq, a predicted model, not a curated record
UGAAAUCUACACUUGGAUUCCAGAUUCCGACUCUUCUCCGAAGAGAACGAAGAUCGAAAACCCCCCUUUCUCCCAAAUUUCUCUCCGGGUCGGAGUCCGAGUCCACUCUGAGUCACUCACAACAUGGCUGGGUUGCGUCUGCUUGUUGCUGCUGUAAUCCUAGGGUUUCUGUCGUCUACAUCGGAAUCUCUGCGGUUCGAGCUGCAAUCGGGCCAUACCAAAUGCAUCGUGGAAGACAUAAAAGCCAAUGCCAUGACGGUCGGUAAGUACAGCGUCGUCAACCCUAACGAAGGCCACCCCAUUCCCGAUUCUCACAAGCUCACCGUCAGGGUGACGUCGCACUAUGGGAAUAACUAUCAUUACUCGGAGCUGGUGGAAUCGGGGCAGUUCGCAUUUGUGGCGGCGGAGGCGGGAGAUUACAUGGCCUGCUUCUGGGCGCCUGAUCACAAGCCCCAAAUUACGUUGACCAUUGAAUUCGAUUGGAAGACCGGCGUCGCCGCUAAAGACUGGUCCAAUGUGGCCAAGAAAGGCUCUGUCGAUGUUAUGGAAUUAGAGCUUAAAAAGUUGUUUGAUACUGUUACUUCCAUUCAUGAGGAAAUGUUCUAUCUCCGUCAAAGGGAAGAAGAAAUGCAGGAGCUUAACAGAACAACGAACUCCAGAAUGGCCUGGUUUAGUUUGCUCUCGCUUCUCGUUUGCUCAUCGGUUGCAGCUUUGCAAUGGUGGCACUUGAAGACCUUUUUUGAGAAAAAGAAGCUCAUCUAAUUUUAUUCCAGAGAGGGGCAUUGCCAGAAAAGAAAAGAAAAAGAGUAUUCCAGUUCCAGAGAGGAGUUUCAUAAUUCCAUCUUUUAAUGCUUUUUGUAAAAUAUUUUACAGAACAUUGUACGUUGGAAUAUAAUAAUUAUCAGAUCAGAUUGUUAGAUGAAGUAGGACAACCAAAUCUUGACUACAGCACAAGAGUUGUUUUGAAGUUGAUAAUAGCCAUCUUGUAUUCCAGUAA